AUGGCGCAUGUCAGCUUCUCCGAUCUGCCACCUGAAGCUCUCGACGACAUCGCCCGCCGCGCUGGCGCCCUCAACAACGUCGUCUGCUCCGCCGUCUGCCGGCCAUGGCGCCGCGCCCUGAAAACCACGCGCCUCCGCCUACUCAAACGACCUAGCCGCCCGUACAGCGUGAGACUAGACAAGUGGAGGAACGGCACCAUCAGUCUCUGCCUGGCCGUUCGCCUCGGCUGCAGCAGUGAAUCAACCAUCUAUGUCCCCAUCGCCAUGGUUGACGGCGGCGACAAGCUACCAACCCGCAUCAUCGGGUCCUCCCAUGGCUGGCUCGUCACCGUCGACAAGGAGUGCGGCCUGUCCCUGCUCGAGGCCUUCACCGGCAGGGUGUUCCCGCUGCCUCCCAUCACUUCGUCCGGCAGCAAGAAGGUGGCCAAGGAGCUCGACCAGUCCAUGUUCUACAAGGCGACGUUGGCUCCCGGCCGCCGGCUGGGCGCGUUCGCCGUGAUGCUGAUCCACGGCGGCGGGUUCGGCCUGUCGUUCCUCCGGCCCGAUGCCAAAUCGUGGACGGCGGUGCGCGUGCCGAAACGGAUGCAGCACAAGUACACGGACAUCGUGUUCCACCGCGGUGCGUUCUACACUGCCAGCCGCGACGGCGAGGUGGCCGCCUGGGCGCCGGACGCGAGCUCCAGCGGCCUGCACGCGGGGCGCGUCUCGGAGCCGACGCAGGAGUGCACGUGGGCCGCCCUCGUGGAGUCGGUCGGCGGCGACGACCUGCUCAUGGUGAGCAGCUUCGUCGUGGAAGAAGGCUUUGCCGCGCAUGGCCAAUGGUACCGGCUACCGCGCCGGCGGUACGCGGUGUCGCGCUACGACGGCGAGCGCGAGGGGACGUCGUCGUGGCUCCCCGUGGAGGAUCUCGGCGAGGCUGCCAUCUUGGUGGGAAGCAGCUGCAGCUUGUGCGUGUCGACGCGAGGCUUCCACGACGAUUUGCGCAACCGCCUCUUUUUCGCAUGGCCGUCCUACGAAUCAGGCAAAUACUACUGCUUCCACCCUGACGAGUAUCGCCUGCCGACGGCGACGCCGGGUUGUACUUACCUGAUUGUGCCGCAUUACGGCGGCUCUUGGUUUGCGCCUUAUGUUGCACCUGAAUUCCAUUGGUAUUAG
Molecule: messenger RNA, 1155 nt
Organism: Oryza sativa Japonica Group (Japanese rice)
Lineage: Eukaryota; Viridiplantae; Streptophyta; Magnoliopsida; Poales; Poaceae
Molecular function (GO): protein binding
Source: RefSeq, a predicted model, not a curated record